Cinara cedri is the source of this 1760-nucleotide messenger RNA. NCBI's taxonomy places the organism in Eukaryota, Metazoa, Arthropoda, Insecta, Hemiptera, Aphididae. The record is from the annotation of a GenBank genome assembly.
AUGGACGGCGCCCAACAGCACAUGCAGCAGAUGCAGCACAAUUACGAUUUCAUGAUGAGCCACAACAAUCUGCAUCACCAUCACAGCCGGGCGCUCGAGCAGUCCGUCUCGCCCGCGUCGUCGCCGUCGGCCGUCGGCAUCAUGCAGCAGCAACAGCAACAGCCGCAGCAACAGCCCGCGCAGCAACAGCACCCGGGCGCCGCGGCCAAGUCCGACCACAUCAAGCGGCCGAUGAACGCGUUCAUGGUGUGGGCGAAAAUCCAACGCAAGUUGAUCGCCCACGAAAACCCGAAAAUGCACAACUCCGAAAUCAGCAAGCGGCUGGGCGCCGAGUGGAAACAGCUCAGCGAGACGGAGAAACGGCCGUACAUCGACGAGGCGAAGCGGCUCAGAGCCAUGCACAUGAAGGAACACCCGGACUACAAGUACCGACCGCGGCGCAAGCCCAAGAUCCAGCUGCACCAGAACAACAACAACAACAGCAACAACAACAACAUCAUUAACGGCGCGCACCACAACACCAACGGCAUGGCCGUGGCCGCCAUACAAGCAGCCGUCGGGGCGCAACCCCAUCACUACCACCAUCACAAGCCGAACAUCCACGGGUUCCCGGUGGUGUCGGCCGGCGCCGGCAGCGCCGCGGCCACAUCGAACUUCGCCAACUUCCCGAUGCCUUACUUCACCGCCGGCCACCAUCCGCUGCACACGUUCGACGGGCUCGGCGCGGCCACCGGCUACCCGUCCACCGGGCUCAUGGGCCCGUACUUGGGCGCCACGAUGCCGACGUUCGAUCCCAUACACUUGACCAAACUCGUCGCCCAGCAGCAGGCCGCGGCGCAGUCCAGCGCCGGGUCGCCGUCGCCCUCGUCCCAGAUGGCCGGCUCGCCGCCGCCCUCGUUGCCGUCCGCCGCCGACAUUAACAUGAACGCCGUGCACAGUCUACAGCAGCAUCACCAUCAACAGCAGCAACAGCAACAACAACAAUUGCAGCACCACCAACAGCAACAGCACAACAAGAACAGCAGCAGCGCCGCCGUGGUGAGUUCGUUUUACAAUUCGUUUUAUCCGUCCGCCGCGGCCACCGGCAAGACGGGCCACUACCCGCACCCCCACAUGAGCCUGUUUUCGUCGCCGUUCUCGUUCUACAACAACGGCGGCGGCGGCGGCGGCGCCGGGUCCGGCGCCGGCGGCGACGAUCACCACAGCCAGCAGCAGCACAACCAGUCCGCGGCGGCCGCCGCGUUUGCCGUCCAACAACACCACCAACAGUUACAACUGCAACAGUUGCAGCACCAUCAGCAACAACUUCAGCAGCAGCAGCAGCAACAGCAACAACAACAACAGUUGCAGCGCGACAGCAACAACAGGCCCGGGUCGUCGUCGUCCGACAUGGAAAACGAUCAUCCGAUCAGACAAGUUCCUAACGCCAUUCAUUAACGUUCGAAAAACAGAACGCGCCCCCUCCGCCCCCCCCCACCCGUACGAAACACUCGCGACGCGCGUCCACGCACAUUUUAACGUAUUUUAACCAAAGCGUUUCUAGAAUACCGAUAACAAUAAAUCGGCCGUAAUUUUAACGAACGACCGCGUCCGGGUUUCUCGGGGAAAUUUUUUUUUUUGUUCUCACGUUAGUUUUUUCGCCUAUUAUGUAUAAAAUGUUGUUUUAGUCGAGCGCGGAUAGCGCACCGUUUACGCAUUACGCAGCGUGCGUCGCCGUUACAUUAGGACACCGACCUACGCCGAACACGAGCGCAAUUUAA